Messenger RNA from Sclerotinia borealis F-4128, 1464 nucleotides. Lineage: Eukaryota; Fungi; Ascomycota; Leotiomycetes; Helotiales; Sclerotiniaceae. The record is from the annotation of a GenBank genome assembly.
AUGUUUACCCUUCCUUUGAUCCUGGUCGCUGGCGGCCUCUCCACUCUCUCUUUCGGAGCUCCUCUUCCCUCAAACACAGAGACAAACUCAUUCAUUCAUUCCGUACAAGACCGUGCUGCAUUUUCAUACAAGGUAUACUCCGGUGAUGGAAAUAUCAAUGUAGGAUGGCCUACACAAAGUGAAUGGAUUUCAAGCUUCGACACCAUGUUCGACAACCAAAACAGUGUCUUGAAAACUUCCUGCACUCAAUUCCACGCAGACAACAACUCCGAUGACGAGAUCUCCGACCUCAAAUCCGCCAUCUCAGAAGUCGCUACUACCACCGGUAUUGACAGCCGAUUCAUUCUCGCCAUCAUCAUGCAAGAAUCGAACGGAUGUAUCCGCGCUCCCACAACCGUCUACUCCAUCUCCAACCCAGGCCUCAUGCAAUCCCACGAGGGAAGCGGAUCAUGCAAUUCCGGCAGCUCAGUUCAAAACCCAUGCCCCAAGAGUGAAAUGGUUCAAAUGAUCACGGAUGGAACAGCGGGUACUUCAUCUGGCGAUGGACUCAAACAAUGCAUUACCGGAAGUGGUGCUACGGAUGUGAGCAUGUAUUACAAAGCAGCUAGAAUCUACAACUCGGGUUCCAUUGCCUCGGGUGGAAAUCUUGGGGAUGGCGUGGCUACUCAUUGUUAUGCAACGGAUGUUGCCAAUCGUCUCACGGGAUGGUAUACCGGGACUAGUUCUUGCGAUUCGUCGGUCAUUGGUACACUCUUUGGUUCAUCUGCAUCUCCGGGUUCCAGUGCAAUUAGCUCGUUGGUAGCCAGUGCCAGUUCGGUCGUUGCCUCCGUUGUCUCUUCAGCAGUUUCAGUGGCUACUCCUAUUUAUUCGGUCCCAAGUCUCUCGAUCCAACCUUUCAUUACAUCAGCUCUUGCCCCAGUUGCAUCCGCAGCAGGUGGCAUAUUUGCACAAUCCUCCUCUGCCUCCUCUGCCUCGUUAACCUCCUUAAUCAUCGCAACACCCACCUCCCUAACCUCAGCUAUUUCCGUCCCAACAGCCGCCCCCUCAACCACUCUCGACUCCACAUCCAUCGCCUCCAUCAUCCCCACCGCCUCCCUCCCCAUUACCAUAACAACCGCUACCGCAUCUCCCACCACAACUACCCUCUCAUAUCCCUCCAUUCCUGCCUCCUCCUCUUCCUCUUCCUCUUCCUCUUCAAACACAACCCAUACCCCCGGCACCGCAUGCACUUCCCCCGGCCAAUGGAAUUGCAUCGACGGCACAUCAUUCCAACAAUGUUCCUCGGGCACCUGGUCCACAGUAGGUGGAUUGGCAGCCGGAACCGAGUGUACGGUGGGAGAGGGAACUACGAUUGAUAUUUUCGCGAUCGAUGGUGCGAGUAAACAUAAGAGACAUGCGCAUGCGAGAGGAUUGAUGCAUGGUCACUUACAUGCGAAGAGGGGUGUGCAGGUUUUGAAAUCUUGA